CCGCAGCGCCGGGAGAGCCGCGGGGCUGCCGGCGAUGCCGCUGGAGGACGGGGACCCGCUGAGCCCGGGGGCACGGCAGCUCCGCGGAGAGGCCAGCGGUGUCCCCCGGCUCCCGGCGAUGGGGGAGCCCUCGCUCCGGGGCACGGCAGCGCCUGGUGGCAGCGGGACAGAGGGCUGGGAGCCGGGGCCAGCGCUGGGUGAUGGGGAUGUGACCCCCGGGGCAGCCCCACGGCGAGCACGGCAGCCCGAGGAAGCGCUGAUGACCGAGCUUUCGGAGCUGGUGCAGAAGGUGGUGAAGAGCAGCAGCUGGUGGGAGCGGCACGGCGUGGACAUCAGCAUCCUUGCCUGCAGCUUCCUCCUGCUCCCAGCAGGGUUCCUGUGCCUGCGGUCAGCCCAGGCCAUCCCUUUCCUGGCGGGUGUCCUCACCCUUGGCGUGGUGCAUCACACCCUGACCGUCAAGGGCAGCCACCUGGCCAGCCACAAUGCCUUGACUGAGUCCAAGUCCUGGAGCAAAGUGUGGGCUAUCUUCUUCAUUGAGCUCUGCUCAGCUUUCACAGUCGAGCAGGCCACCUACAACCAUGUGAAGAUCCACCACGGCUACACCAACGUCAUUGGCCUGGGGGACUCCAGCACGUGGAAACUUCCUUUCCUGAACCGCUACGUCUACAUGUUCAUCGCUCCUGUGGCAGUGCCCAUCCUAACCCCGCUGGUUGCACUUGAUUUAUUGAGGGAUGUGGAGUGGAAGGCAGCUCUCCGGACCCUCUGCUGCAUGUUUCUGGGGUUUUACUGCCACUACUGGCUCCUGCUCCACGUCUCGGGCUUCCAGUCGCCGUGGUCUGCCCUGCUCUGCAUGCUGGUCACCCGCUCCCUCCUGGCCCAUCCCUACAUCCAUGUCAACAUCUUCCAGCACAUCGGCCUCCCCAUGUUCGCCGCCGACCGCAAACCCCGGCGCAUCCACCUCAUGAGCCGGGGCGUCCUCAACCUGCCCCGCAACCCCCUCCUGGACUGGUCCUUCGGCCACUCGCUCAUCAGCUGCCACGUGGAGCAUCACCUCUUCCCCAGCCUCUCCGACAACAUGUGCCUGAAGAUCAAACCCAUCGUCUCCCAGUACCUGAAGCAGAAGAAGCUGCCCUACAACGAGGACACGUACAGCUCCAGGCUCUGGCUCUUCCUGCAGAGAUACGAGGAGCUGAUGGUCCAUGCUCCCCCCAUAACGGAGCUGGUGGGCAUCCAGUGAGGGCCCUGGGGGCUGUUUCCUGCAGGGACAUUCAGAGGGAUGGUUCCAGCAGGACCAACACCUCCAUGAAGUCCCGGUGUAGGAAACAUCCCUCCCUGAAGUUUUGCUUUUGGCUGGAAAAUGGUGCACAGAGCCACUGCAGGGGGAGAGCCUGCUGGGCCAGCACCAGGGACAGAAAAACCAGCAUUCCCCACAGUUGUUCCCAGUUUAUCCACUCUGCUCUCACACCUGGGGAGAGGAACCCACCCCAUCCGUGGGGGAUGUGGCACCAGGCCAGGACAUCCAGAAGUGAGAAGCAGCAGGAUCUGCAGGAUGGAGCUGCUGCUGUUUGGCUGGGGUCUCAGGGAAGGGGUGGAUGUGGGGAGGGGGCUGUGACGCUGCUGCUUGUGCUUUGCCUGACUUUGGGCUAAAUCGGCCCCUUCUAGGAACAAAGAUUUGUUUCA
This is a messenger RNA of Melozone crissalis (California towhee), 1680 nucleotides long. It is a transcript of the gene FADS6, whose product is annotated as fatty acid desaturase 6. Gene Ontology annotation, molecular function: oxidoreductase activity, acting on paired donors, with oxidation of a pair of donors resulting in the reduction of molecular oxygen to two molecules of water. The record is from RefSeq and is a predicted model, not a curated record. Gene Ontology annotation, cellular component: membrane. Gene Ontology annotation, biological process: lipid metabolic process. Bases 35 to 1237 code for a protein of 400 amino acids. Lineage: Eukaryota; Metazoa; Chordata; Aves; Passeriformes; Passerellidae. The transcript has 7 exons.